Messenger RNA from Pecten maximus, 10526 nucleotides. RefSeq names its product atrial natriuretic peptide receptor 1-like. The transcript is spliced from 24 exons. Bases 1394 to 4672 code for a protein of 1092 amino acids. NCBI's taxonomy places the organism in Eukaryota, Metazoa, Mollusca, Bivalvia, Pectinida, Pectinidae. Gene Ontology annotation, cellular component: membrane. The record is from RefSeq and is a predicted model, not a curated record. Gene Ontology annotation, molecular function: protein kinase activity; guanylate cyclase activity; ATP binding. Gene Ontology annotation, biological process: receptor guanylyl cyclase signaling pathway; cGMP biosynthetic process; protein phosphorylation.
CAUUAUGUACGGCCCAGCUUUAACUGAGCGCACAGUGAUGUAGUACCGGAUCCAUAUUAUAUACAAGUUAGUUUUACAUCUGGAUUGGUAUUUAACUUCAAAUUGACCGAAUUAAAAGGAAUGUCGACCGUACCUCGUACAAAAUCUCGGUACUGUUAACAGGGCGAAAUAAACAACAUACCGCUUUGAUAUGUCGGGUGACCUUUUAAUCCAAGGGAUGUAACUCUUGUUACACAGUGGAGUCUUAACGUGUGAAUUAGCAAGUCAUCAAUUACUAUGUUAGUAUCGUGUAAUGUACGUGUGUAAUGCCGCUGGUGAAUUAAUGCGCGUGAAGACCGCGCGCUGUCAUCGACAGCUCGGGAGCGAGGACCUAUAGGAUUCGUCAGUGUGGUUGGAGAGUAUUGUGACAUACACAGCGGUGUAUAUACCUUGAUACGGUGCAUAACUUCAGUACGACUUGAUAUCGAUCUAAAAUAUCGAUUUCUGAAAUAAACUAUAGAUCAGCCAUAAACAUUAGAAUCCUCAUAACAGGGACAGAUUACGAUCUCACGAUCAUUAUUGUGUUGUGAAGCAAGUAAUGUGAAGCGAAUGAAUUGUUGUCAAGUACUAUGUGAUUUGGAUCUUUCUCGUACUCAAGGUGGUAUUCCAUAUGUCUUUUUCCUUCUCCAUUAGUGACGCCAGCUUUACAUGCAAAGGAUGUGCUUAAGAUUACAAAUGGAAAAAUAAGUUAUCUACGGAUUAUGAAUACAAAAUAAUCUCCGGAAAAAUCUCCGGAUGUGAUCCAUUGGAAAAUCCACGACGACAAACGAGGAUGAGCCGGUGUUAGUGAGGAGAUUGAUAUAAGUGACAAACGUUUCAUCGACUAGGAUUACACGCCUGCUAAUAAGUGGCUAGUCCUGGAGGAUCAGAUAUUUGAGGAGCGUAUUAGCAGCAGUUGUAAUAAUGACAUUGUGUUAGAAUGAGGAUGCAACAGGAUUGCACAACAGAAUGGCUAGCUCUCGGAGAUAGUGGUUAUAUACACAGGCAGCAAAGAUCGUUAAAUUACAGAGCUUACAGGUUCGUACAACGAAAUGUUGGCAAACCAAGUCUCUUGAAAGGAAAAGUGUUAUAGUGCGCUCCGUCGAUGGCAAAGAGGAAUGCCACACCGGUUUAUUCUUUUUACGGAAUAAAAUAGGAAGCGAAACGAGAGGAAAUGCUUAUACAUAUAAUGUGAUUCAUUCCAAGUUCCAGAUAAGAUAGAGAGUAACCUCCCUUAAAGUCCUCGAUUCAGCAAAUGAUAUUGUAAAAUAACACGAGGAAGUGUGUCAUUAUAUCAGAAUGAUUGAAGAGGCACGCGGAACGGAAAACACAUUGCCCCGUGGGGUUCACGAGAUUCAUUUAUAGAGGAUCAAAUAUGAGACUGGAUAAAAAAACGAAACGCAAAUCAGGAAUAGAACCUUCUGUACUGUACCAUAUAUUCAAUAUGGAGAUCGUAUUAUAUCUCGCACUUUUGCUUAUUUGCGGAAGCUGCCUUGGAAAACAGGAAGUGAAAUUGGGAGUUCUACUUCCGUCUCAAGGAAAUCAUCUUUUCAUAAAAAACAAGGUUCUCCCAGCUAUCGAAUACGCUAUAGAAUCGAUUGAGAAUUCUACAAAAUUACCUAAUCAUAAAUUUGUCGUAAAUUACCGCGAUUCCCAGUGUUCGGAGACGAUUGGACCUCUGAAGGCGAUAGACCUGUACGUUGACCGCGAUGUCGACGUGUUUUUCGGCCCGGCCUGUGAUUACGCCGUGGCGCCGAUAGCCAGAUUUUCCGGAUAUUGGAACAUACCAGUGAUUAGCGCAGGUGCAGCAGUCAGGGCCUUCGAUAACAAAACAGAAUAUAAAUUACUAACGAGAAUCAGAGGAUCGUUCGCAAAAAAUGCGGAAUUCGUACAGGAAGUUGCCAAAGCAUUUAAUUGGUCAAAUGUGGGACUAUUUUUUAAUGAAAACAUGGGGGCGAAGGGCAAAGGAAAAAGUGACUGUUUCUUUGCCGUCGAACCAAUAUUUUAUAUGCUUAAGAAUCAAUUUAACAUUCAACCAAAAUAUGAACAAUUUGAUGAGAAUUUCCCGGACGACCACGAUUAUGGAGAACUACUUCAAAAAGCUUCGAAAUACACAAGAAUUGUGGUCCUGUGUGCGUCCGCCGACUCAGUUCGAGAAAUCAUGAUCAAGGCACACGAGCUCAACUUCGACAACGGCGAGUACGUCUUCCUAAAUAUCGACCUAUUCAGCAGUAAAAACGAAAGUGAAAAGCCAUGGGAACGAGAAGACGAUACGCCGGAAAGAAACGAAAAGGCCCGAAAGGCUUACGAAGCCUUGAUGACGGUUACCCUCCGUAAGCCUACUUCUCCCGAGUACAAACAUUUCUCGGAGGAGGUUAAAAAACGAGCCGAAUCAAAAGACAGAAAUUUCACCUACGGGGAAGAAGAGGUGAACAGUUUUGUCGGCGCCUUCCACGACGCUGUUAUACUCUACGCUAUCGCACUCAACGAGACUUUAACGAGAAAUCGCUCCAUUACAAACGGAACCGAGAUUACCAAGCUCAUGUGGAACCGUACAUUUGACGGAAUUUCGGGGAUCACAGGUACGGUCAGUAUUGAUGACAAUGGUGACAGGAAUGCCGAUUACUCUCUACUAGACAUGGAUCCGUCGACAGGCAAAUUCCAGGUGGUUGCCAAUUACUAUGGGAACAAUAAAGAAUACAAACCAGAAGCAAACAAGAAAAUUUUCUGGGCAGGUGGGCGGAGUUCACCUCCCCCGGACACGCCCACGUGUGGCUUUGAUGGAUCAAAGUGUCCUCCGAGUGAACCGUUUCCGGAGUACGGGAUUGUGAUAAUCGUCCUCGGGUCACUGUUAGUCAUAGUCUUGGUCACAGCCUUCUUCAUCUAUAGACAUAUUAAACUCGAGGCCGAGUUGGCCGAGAUGAACUGGCGAGUUCGAUGGGAAGAUAUCAUGUUUGGUUCAAUGGAAAACGACAAAAAACUGAAAAGACAAGGAAGCAGCGUCAGCUUAAACAGGAAAAUGUCCCUCGUUAGCAGCACGUGUUCCGUGGAUACCAUAGCUGUCCACCUCAGUGAUGUUGGGCAGCGACAACUGUUUACUAAGACAGGCUAUUACAAGGGCGCCAUUGUAGCUAUCAAAAGUAUUAACAGAAGCAGUCUUACUGUCAACAAGCCACUUCUUAUAGAGGUCAAACGGAUUAAAGACCUCCAGAAUGACCAUACAGUACGCUUCCUAGGGGCCUGUAUAGAUCCGCCAAACAUGUGUAUACUUACAGAAUAUUGUCAAAAAGGCAGUCUACAGGAUGUUUUAGAAAAUGAACAAAUCAAAUUAGACUGGAUGUUCAGAUACUCCUUGAUGCAAGACAUAUUAAGGGGUAUGACGUACCUUUCUAGCAGCGAUAUCCGUAGCCAUGGUAACCUUAAAAGUACCAAUUGUGUGGUGGACGGCCGCUUUGUGUUAAAGAUCACAGACUUUGGCCUUCAUGCUCUCAGGAGUCCACCGGAAGAUGUCGAGGAGGGCAUGUAUGCCUACUACAGAAAACAACUCUGGACGGCGCCUGAGCUUCUACGUAUGCAUCACCGACCCCCAGAGGGAACACAGAAGGGAGACGUAUACAGCUUUGCGAUCAUCUGUCAGGAAAUCGUGUACCGUUCAGGAGUAUUCUACUUAGCUAAUCUUGAUCUCAGCCCAGAAGAAAUCCACCAGAAGGUUAAGAAUGGUCUGAAGCCUUACUUCCGGCCCACUCUAGAAGAGGCGGAUUGCCCGUGUGACGAAUUGGCCGAGGUCAUCCGAAAGUGUUGGUCUGAAGAUCCAAUGGAGAGACCGGACUUCCAGGCUCUCAAGUCCAUCAUUCGGAAGCUCAACAAAGAUGGGGACAAAGGGAACAUCCUCGACAAUCUGUUAUCUCGAAUGGAGCAAUACGCCAACAAUCUCGAGGCUUUGGUGGAAGAAAGGACUUCAGAUUAUUUAGAACAGAAGAAAAAAGCCGAGGAUCUCCUAUACAUGAUGUUACCCAAGUCAGUAGCUGGACAGCUUAUGAGAGGGGAGACAAUCCAUGCUGAAACGUAUAAUUGUGUGACAAUUUACUUCAGUGACAUUUGUGGAUUCACGGCCAUGUCAUCGGAAUCCACCCCCAUGCAGGUUGUAGCUUUGCUGAAUGACCUUUACACAGCGUUUGACUCCGUUAUAGAAAAUUUUGAUGUAUAUAAGGUUGAAACGAUAGGAGAUGCAUAUAUGGUGGUAUCCGGUCUGCCCAUGCGCAAUGGAAAUUUACACGCUCGUGAGAUAGCCCGCAUGUCAAUAUCUUUACUGAAUACUACGCUGUCUUUCAAAAUACGUCAUCGACCAAACGAGCAGCUCAAACUACGUAUCGGUAUCCAUACAGGUCCAGUGGUAGCCGGUGUCGUUGGUCUCAAGAUGCCUCGAUAUUGUCUGUUUGGAGACACAGUUAACACGACUUCCAGAAUGGAAUCAAAUGGUCUACCACUAAGGAUACAUGUGAGUCCUAAUUGUAAAGAAGUACUGGAUACGUUUAAAACGUUUGAGUUAGAACUACGUGGACCAGUGGAGAUGAAGGGCAAGGGAACUGUGAUCACCCACUGGCUUGUGGGAGAGCGGGCCCCGGCUAGCCAAGACAAAGAGAGUAUCAUUUAAAUCCACCAAUGACAUCAGAUCUUGGAGAUCAGUCAACCAAUGGAAACAGUUGUUAUAAAAAGCGUGUGCUUCCGAGAAACAUGCUGGUUAAUGUUGUGAUAAAAUAGGUUGAUCAAUAAACCCCCACGACACACGUCAACUGAUGUUGAUUUACUGAGAUUGUGACAUUUAUCAACCAAUGGAAAUACAUAUCUAACUCACAUUAGCCAAUAGGAAGCCAGGGUUCAUAAUUAGAUGUUCAAAGCAUACUAUGUUACAUCUAAUAAUAGACACGAAAUGACAACAGCUGUAGCGGACACCGUAAGUGUGUCUUUUUAGGCUUAAAGACUACAGAGAUCUAUUGACGCAAUUCCCAGUGCAUUAACUUAAGGUAGUGGAAGAGAGUGUGAUUAAUAUUGUGUUUAUCAGUAAGUUAUUCCUAUUGGCCUUCCGAUGUAAACACGUGUUUACGAUUAUUAUGUUGAAAUGAGUCUAUCAUUUUCAAGAAACCAUAUGUUUUAUUGACGUAUUGUUGGAACAAAACCUUAUCAGUUUAAACUCUAUAUAUUCCUUAAAGUGUUUACGAGAUUAAGUAAAGCCAUAACACUAUGUAUUAUGAUAUAUUAUGACAAUGAAAAUAGGCAAAGGUAUCACUGAUAUAUUAGAACAAUGAAAACGUGUUCCCCCAAUCAAAACACAGGUCGAAUGUACACAUGGAUAGGAAUGUAUACGUCUUCUCACAUCUUGUCAUUAAAUCAAAAUAUGUACGGUAUUAAUACACGUCUCGGAAUAUGGCAGAUUUGGCUUUCAUGUGACCGUGGCAUAGUUUGUAUGUCGUUAACAAAACAUUUCAGUUCAUUCGAAACUAAUGAACGAAUGACCCGAUAUACUAGAAUGUCAAAACACAGGAGAACUAGGAAGAAUCAUAGUUAACUUGGCAUUGUGUGCGAACAAAUCUACGACAAUACAAGCAGGGAAUAUGUUACCUUUAAUAGCAUCGUGAACAAGUUAAAUGAAUUAAAUGAGGAAUGCUAUCGUUUACCUGAGGGAGAAAAAUGAGGAGGAACAUUGAACGUGUUUUGAAGUAUUUGAGAUAUUAGCAAGUCUGUUUUGUGACGAGCAGUUUUGGAGGUGAACGGUAUAAUGUUUAAGUCGAGUUAGACGAUUACGAAAAGGAUGCGUUCCCGAAAUAACAAAUUUGUAUUGGACCGUUUGGAGGAUAUCAGCCAAGUAAGGUUGAAAAAAAUGAACUUUUAUUAAGUGUUAUUGAUUAGCUUCAUAACGAUUGUUCGGGACACUCGGAGCUGGACAAUUUCAGUAUAAAAGACUUUAUGAGUACUUUUCGUGAGGGAAAAUGAAUUUCAUCCGUAUAGAUAAUCUGUUCCUUCUUUUUGAAAGGUAAUUGAACGAUUUUGACUUGAAUACUGAAAUGUUAAUUUUGUAAGCUACAGUGAUUCUAAAUUGGAUCUCUGGUUUGAGGGACACUUAACGAUUUAGUGUGGAAUGCGGAGAUGUUAAAUAAACAUUUUCCAACAUUCAACGGAUUCAUCAGCGGAUGUUAAUAUGUGACCGAGGAAAUCGAUUCCAAGUACACAUGUAUCGUAUGUUAACGUUUCGAACACGAAGAUUAAAAUCGGCUUUGAAUGAAACUUUCGAAGAGGAAGAUUAAAAUCGGCUUUGAAUGAAGCUGAAUUGUUUUUCCGACCCAAAUGUUGGCUAAUAUGAGCAAGAAUACAGGUAUAACGAAGAGAACAUAAUGAAGGAAUGAAAAUAUAUACCCAACAAAGCUGUCCAGGUGAAACUGAGUAGAUUGACAUAUUUGGGGAAAUAUUUGACCAUUUCGAAUCGUCUCGGACAUCUUAAAACCAUUGGAUAUGCGUAUAAUGUGCUACAAUAACACAUACCAACAUGUGCGAUAACUGAGUAAAAUAUACCACGUCAACGGAAUGGAUUCAGUCCAGAUAUAUUACCAAAUGAAAUGACUUUUAGAUUUCUGCUGACAUACGGAGAAAAAAAUGGUAUUGAAAGUGAGAAACAUUCGUUAGAGGUAGUUAUUUCAGAAAUAUAUACACCAAUAUUAACUGAUGUAACGAGAGUUUUGUGUUGGUGCGUGAGAUCGGGAGAUUUGUCGGUUGGAUAACGGGAGACAAAUCUGUGAACAAUGGGGGAAAAACAUGUCUCAUGAUGGUUUACUGUGACCCAUGAACUGAUGUUUUGAUGAUUAUUAUAUUGUUUCUGUUUUGACUACUGCGGUUUGUGAUAUUAUAGAAAUAUUGUGAUGUCCCUUAUAAAAUAUUGUAGUUGUUCAAACAUAUGAGAAUAUAUAUAAAUAUAAAUUCAUUAUAUAAAUGUAAUAUAUAUAUAUAUUAUAUAAGUACAAUACCUUUAUCUGUUGAUCUAGUUUGUCUUAGCUCUGAUAUGAGUGUCCAUAAAAUCAGACUUCGAGGAAACAACACUCCGUUUCCUUUGAAUUGUCAAAGAAACGGAUAUGGAAGAUUUUUUUUCGAAUGUUUAAGAGGUUCGAAUUUCGGUAUGUUAUUGAUUAAUGCACAUAAUGUAUGUAAGUAACUAUACGGUAAUGUUCAGGGCGUGGUAAGCACUUUACCAUUUUGUUUUGUUUUUCAAUUUCUUAUAGUGUGUUAGUAUGGAUGACGAAACAAUUAAAUUACAUUGUUUUAAAACGAACAUAUUUAAGCGUUUAUUUCAAUUCUGCACAUCCCUGUCACAUAUAUCUAUCCUAUGUUGAUUGCGUUUUACUUAAACGAUUAUUGACCUGUUGUAGUUUUAAACAACUAUUCGGUUUCUGUAAAUUGAAAACCUUUAACUGUAGACAUCAUGGAGUUAGGAAAACGAUUUAAUAUUAUUGGAAGAUUUGCUUUAUUUUACUCGGUAGUUUGGCUUAAUACUGUAACUAAAUAUUUUUUAUCAUCUUUUUUUAAAGAAAUUCUUAUCAUUCGAAAAAGAAACCCAAUUAUUUGUUUAUUUCCCAAAGUUUAGUUUCAGUCAAACAUUGAAACUAUUAUUUGUGUUGAAGUAAUGCUGAAAUGAAUAUCUAGGUUUUUUUUAUAGAGCUUGGUUGUUUUAAGAACAUAUGUAGGUUUUUUUUCCUAAUUUUUUUUAUAUUAUUUAUUUAUUUAUUUUUAUUUCUUGUUUGUUAAUUUCGCGUAACAAAAUUGAGCAAUAUGGUAAUAUAUUUUACUGCAAUAUUCGGAGAAGGCUUUAUCUAACCUCCAUUCCCCAUCACUAUGAUCUUUGAUUGAGAAAAACAUCGCAGAAUGUUCAUGAAAUAAUUCGUAAACAUAAUAAUGGUCAUCCUCCUUUAAAAUCAUCAACAGAUUGUUGUAGCUAUCCUAACACCAUAUUAAAGUCUGUGUGAAUUUAUUAUACUGCCAACGUUAAGCUCACUGUCUGCGAUGUUUAAUAUCGUGAUAGUUUCAACAUAUAAAAACACACCAAAACAUUGUUUUAACAUAUUUGUUUAUCAUUAAAUAUGUGUGUUGUAUUUUUGUUAAUUCGCCUUGAGCAUUCGACUGCUGGUUCUCCUAGGCUUCAAAGAUUUCCUGAAUUGUAUUAUCACAUUUGAUGUAAUAUGUGUAUUUGAAGCAAUGGCGCGUUAUCGAAGUUACGUAAAGUGCAGGAACUAUUGUUUAUAAAUCAUACGAUUGCAAAGAGUGUUAUAAAGUUAUUUCAUACAUGUAUCUCGAAGAAAACUAUUUUGUCUACUACAUGUAUAUAAAAAAUGUGUGUUCGGUGAGAUUUGAUCUCGUAAGUGAUUGAAUUGACACGAUGAACAGUCGAUAACAGCCAGGUAAUCCUUAUUGAUACCAUGAAAGGACCGUGUUUGAAACGGAAGUAGAAGUUUAUACCGGAAAUGUCAUCAGUAUCUUCGUAACGCUUGUUUGCUACGGAAAUAUCACUAUCAUUUUACGUGACGCUAAAACUGCACAUGUUUGACCACCGCCAUUGUUACAAUUCAUGAGUGUCCGCACAACGAGACAAUUCAUAUUUUUCGAUCAUUUGUUUCGUUAUAACUUUCAAAAAUGACUUCUUAGAUUUCUUACGGUCUGGUCUGAUUGUUUUUUUUUUUUCUCGCCGAGUUAAAUAAUUAAGAAUCUCGUUUAGUUAAUUUCUCUUGAACAUAACUGAUUUCAGCGACUUUCACGGAAAAGAAUAGUAAACAACUACUAAUUGCAAUUUUAAACAAAAACAUUAUUUUCUUUGUGUGUUAUAAUUAACAGUUCACAUGACAGGAAAUCUGGGGACAUAUGGACAGUUAUAAUAACGUUAAACCAUGAAAAAACAAACAUAUCAUUUCAGGAAAUCUAAGGGUGGAUGUUUAAAUGCCAUGUGGGCCUUCUGCUGUUUUUUUCUCUCGUAGCGAGUGUUUCAACUCUCACUUUUAAUAUUUACAUUUAUAUUAGGUAGAACGUAGAUUUAAUUCUAUUCAAUUUUACUAUUUUUUUUCUUUUUACUUUAUGUAUUCUUUGAUGAGUUAUAUUUUCGUACAACUAUUGAUUUAUAUUUUGUGUUCAAUGACAUAACUGCUGACUGUUCUAGAGUAUCACUAUACUUCCUUAUUUACACAAAUUGCACAACCAUACCUACGACUUAGUUUCAAUAUUUAUUGUUGAUUAUAAUUAUAUCGUUUAUAUAAUGAUAACUAGCAGUAUCUGUCUACCUAAUUAGUUAUUUAUAGAAAACAAUAGGAUCUUUAUAUUGUUUAUGGAUUCCAAUUGUAUUGUAUAUCUUUAAAAUGUCUUACCCACGGAUAAAUAUAGGCCCAUAUAUUAAAUGAUAUAUGAAUGCUAAUUUCGUGAUUUUUUUUUUCUUUUUUUUCUGAUUCAAUAGGAUUUUUAACGAAUUUUGUAAUAACUAAUUGGCAUUUCUUAUCCUGUACAUAUAUACUUAAUUAUUCAUUUACUGGAAAAUCAUAUCUCCCUAUAUCGUGUUUUGUUGAUAUGGCAAAACAAAUCAUGACUACUACUAUCACUGUAUGUCUAUUGUUACCGCGCAAUGUAAGUGGUUUGCCUUAAACAAAUUUUAUGUUAGCGAAAUACUUUUCUAGUUAGAAAAUAUUUAUUAUAUGUGUGUUUGUGCUCAUCACAUGAGGUUGUCACAUGAUGAAUUGUCAUGCGCAGCUUUUACAAUGUAAUACUGCAGGUCAAAGGUCAUAUGAAAUCCGGACAAGAACUGCAUGAUGCCAGUCCCCGUUCGCCAAACUUUUCAGAAGGUUAUGUAAUCAGAGAUCACUCUAAAGGUUGUUUCCGAAAAGGAGGUUUUGCUAUCUUUAUGGAUCGACCAAAAAUGUCUAACGUUAAAAUCGAAAAUGAAAUUAAAAUUCCCAAAUAUCCAAUUCCAAAUCUCCGCGAAAAAUGGUAUUGCUUUGUAUUCAAUAUCUAGAUAAAACCGCGAAAAUUUUGAACAAUCUCAAAACACCAUUUGAAAGUAAUUUUUCACAACGACAUUAUUUUACGACAUAAUUUACAUUUUACCAUGUAAAGAAAUUAAUUCUCGAAUUACAUGUAACUGUAAACAAUUCAAUUUUCACAUGCGGUUUUAUUGAAAGGAGACAAACAACAAUAAAAUAAAGGUUGUUUCCAACAGGAAGUUCAAAUUCAAAUCUACAGGUAGCAGAAAUAUCAGAAUGAUGAUGAUGAUGAUGAUGAUGAUGAUGAUGAUGAUGAGAGAUGUUGUACAGGAUAUCUAUAUUUCAGGGGAACCAGUAUUGUUAGGGAUCGAUGGUUAACUUUGACGAAUUAUUAUUCGCAUGGUGUCCAUUUGAUAAAUAAUAUGAAGAUUUGCAUUAGUAUUGUACACCUAUGUUUCAUCUAUGAUAAAUUAUAUUAUAAUUCUAAAUAAAAACUUUUGUUUUCUA